This is a messenger RNA of Papaver somniferum (opium poppy), 1176 nucleotides long. RefSeq lists its product as uncharacterized. NCBI's taxonomy places the organism in Eukaryota, Viridiplantae, Streptophyta, Magnoliopsida, Ranunculales, Papaveraceae. The coding region runs from base 633 to 1052 and encodes 139 amino acids. The transcript is spliced from 2 exons. The record is from RefSeq and is a predicted model, not a curated record.
GGACAAAUGAUCCAUUUCCGCUGAAAUUUCGUGGAAUAGAGAUUUUGAAAGAGUGAAAUCUUCUACAGACUAAACUAACACACAUCUCCGGUCCAAAAUUUCUCUGGUUUCAACUUUUAAGUAGCUCUUAAAUCCUGUUGCGCGAGACGAGCUGUGCCGUGUCCGACUAUUCCAAGCAACAUUCUCGAAGCACAUUCCCUUAUAAACAACGUAUACCCAGUCUAGACUUUUUCUUACAUUUCAUAUGAAAUCAUUCAUUAACUAUCCUUUUAAAUGUAUUCAAAGUUCAAACUUGUUUGACUGCUUCAUUCGGCUGAAUUUUAGAUAAGAUUUUGGACAGUCGAGAAAAAUCAAACCGUUGAGAUUAGCUCCCCUGAUUAUUUAAUUGUGUAGUUAACUUGCACUUAACUAACCAUUUUGGAAAGUCUACUCUGGCUCUUCAAAACCAAUCAUUGAUAUUAAAGCAGCCAAGUCUUCUUCAACUCUGAUCGUUAUUAUAACCGUAAUUUUCCAUUUCCCUCUUCUGCAAAAUCAUUCACCACAACAAACCUUCAAAAUUUUCUAGUUCUCAGGCCACUAAAUAGAAAAGCACCCUAUUUCCCCGGCCAUAAAACUUUUAUUGCAUCUUAAAUAUGUAUAGAAGCUUCGAUGCAGAUGAAAAUAGGUUAGAGGAUUUAUUUGAGACUGCGGUGAAGGAAAUGGAUUUUGGAGGAAUUUAUGCUCUCGGGAUCACGAAUUGUCUCAUCAACCGAGUAUACAAACUUGGUCCGGCUGAAAUCUAUAUUGAAGUAAUUGCACCUUUUGCGUGGAAGAAGCAUGAACAAGUUCUCUUUGAAGAUGUCAACAAGUUGCAAUAUUUGGACUUAGAGUUGGGCAAUAGCUGCAGGAAAUUGGUGGAGAACCCAACCAUUAAUGGUUUGGAGGUCUAUGUUAACGUAACUCAGAAUAACUCUCCAAAAACAAGAUUUUGGACAUUCAAAGAGCAUUUUUAUCCACCCCAGGGAUCCUAUGAAAAUUACUUUUCUUUGGAAAAGAUAAUAGCACUCCGCUAGAAGUUGUAUCGUUGUUUACGUUCGUGGUAGUGGAUGUCUUUGGAUUUCAGCGUGGGGUGUCUAGGGAUUUUACCUUUGUAUAUAUUUUCUUUCUUAUUAAUGAACAUUCAGAAUUUAAAGGCCA